Molecule: messenger RNA, 2051 nt
Organism: Nezara viridula (southern green stink bug)
Lineage: Eukaryota; Metazoa; Arthropoda; Insecta; Hemiptera; Pentatomidae
Source: the annotation of a GenBank genome assembly
CCCAUAUGUAAACUACAUGUGAUUCCUUUUCAUUUUUUAAUGUUUUAGUAUAAGUUUCAAAAUUAUAAUUAUCGUAUAUAAAAUUUGGUUUAGAUUCGAAAUUCACAGUUAAAGGACGCAUUUAAAGGAUGACACCGGUAGCCAACGCAAAUAAACCAGCAAACAUAAAUGAUGCGUUGAGCCCAGAGGCACUGAACGCGAGAUCGGAAAAUUGGAAUAUACAAACCUCAUCUUAUGAUCUAUCUUAUGAAAGUGAAGAAGAAGUUGAGGAAGAAGAAUUUUUCAAAGAACCCUCCUAUGAAAUAUAUGAGCCUCCGCCUCCUGAAGAAAGGGACAUUGGAAAAAUCAUAAAGGAUUCCUUUGGCUUUUAUAGAAAAGAGGACCUGUCGGAAGCAGAGCUCGGCCGCCAUAGGGUAACAGAAGAAGUGGUUUACAGAUACACCCUGUGUAACGCCAACGGUAUGAUGGUCCAGGUCAUAACGCUGGGUGCCGCCAUCACAGCUAUAAGGAUGCCUGAUAAUAAGGGCGUCAUCACGGAUGUAACGCUGGGUCUCAACGAUCUCGACGACUAUCAGUCAGAGAAAAAUGAGCUAUGCUUUGGUUCAUUAAUGGGUCGUUUCAACUCAUUUAUAUCUAAUGGUGAAAUAAGAAUAGGUAAAAAAGAUUAUAGUCUGUCCACAAAUGUGAAAGGUAUUCACCAUGAGAAAGGAGGCCACAUUGGAUUCGACAAGGUACUUUGGGAAUCCUAUGUCGCAUACGACAGAGUAAUAAUGACUCAUGUUAGUCCUCAUUUGGAUGAGGGUUAUCCUGGAGAUUUAAUGGUUCAAAUAUCAUUCCACUUAACAAAAGAUAACUGUUUGGUUGUAAAUACUACUGCCACAACUUCUCAGCCGACCAUUAUAAGUUUAGGACACAAUUUAUACUUUAAUAUGGCUGGGCACGAAACUGGCCCUGAAGGCUUAAGAGAACAGAGUAUCCUGGUCAAUGCUGACAAGUUUGUUAAAGUUGACAAGGAAAACAUACCAACAGGGGUUCUAGAGAAUGUUGGAGCAACGUACUUUGACCUACGAGUUCCCCGUCCCCUGUGGAAAGCUAUUGCUAAACUGCCGGGUGGGGGCUAUGAUCAUGUCUUCUGCUUAACUAAAGGCUACCCUAGGGAAAGUGUUUCUUUUGCUUGCAGGCUCGUACACCCUCCGUCUGGAAGGUAUUUAGAAAUUAUGACUGAUAUGCCAGGUCUUUAUAUCAACACUGGAAGGAAUUUGCCAAAUACAGAAGCUUUACCACCACUGGAGGCCCAAACAGGUUUUAGUGAGGAAGUUUAUCCUGAAUUUUGUAGAGAAGAGAAAAUGAAAGAGAAAGAGAUUAAAGAACUUCAAGCAAAAAUGGCUGCCAAACAAACUUGGCCACGUCAAGAAUCUAUUAAAGAAUCAUCAGAAAUCAAACUGCCGAUCCCCCCUGAUCAUCCUGACACAGAAAGAAAAGUUUUAUUUAAAGAUAAAGAUGCAUCCCAACAACCUCAUGAACACGAAAAAGAAGAAAAGGGAGUUAGUGAAGCAAGAACUGAACAAGAAGAAAAACAAUCAGAAGAGUUUAAAGAAUCAGAUAGUGAUAUUGAGAAACAUGAAGAAACUUUAAUUCAUUCGCCCGAUGAUGAAGAACAGCAUGACACUCAAGUAGGAGCAUCUAUGAGAUUUUUAAAAGAUGUGGCUGAAUCUGACGAAGAAGAAAAUGCUGCACCUAGAUGGACUCCACCACCACCAAUAAUUGGAAGGAAAGGAGUUGCUUACAAAUUAAAUGGUGGUAUUUGCUUCAUGUCUCAAGAAUAUCCUGACGCAAUGAAAUUUAAAAACUUUCCCAAGCCAGUAAUUAAACCUGGAGACAAAUUUAGCCGUACAACUAUCUAUAAAUUCGGCAUCAUUCAACCAAGAAGUGCUGCAGAUUCAACCCUUUAUCUGUAGAUUCGUUUUUCUGAUGUUAUGAGAAAAAUUUUAAAAAUGCCAAAUCGGUUUUUAGAAAAAAAUAUAUUUUAUUAUGAAAUGCUGCUUGUCUUA